CGCACGGACUCGGCAUUCGCUUUCCUGACUCGCUUCGAAGCAGCAGCAACAGCCGAGAUGUCUGGACGUGGCAAGGGCGGCAAGGGGCUCGGCAAGGGUGGCGCGAAGCGUCAUCGUAAGGUGUUGCGUGACAACAUCCAAGGCAUCACCAAGCCUGCUAUCCGUCGCCUCGCUCGCCGUGGUGGUGUCAAGCGUAUCUCCGGCCUGAUCUACGAGGAGACACGCGGUGUGCUCAAGGUGUUCCUCGAGAACGUGAUCCGGGACGCCGUCACCUACACUGAGCUCGCCAAGCGCAAGACCGUGACCGCUAUGGACGUGGUGUAUGCCCUCAAGCGUCAGGGCCGCACCCUCUACGGUUUCGGAGGCUAAGCAGCACAGCGUGCGCGAAGUUGUCUGCGAACAGCGCAUCAGCUCCUCUGAAGAACCCAACAGCCCUCUUCAGGGCUACCCACUUGGUGCUUCGGCAGUGACGCGCAGGAUUUGCGAUCUCCUGCUCCGUUAGCCCUCUUUUGCAUGCCAUUAUCUCGCAUUCGGCCGUACGAGACGCGCGGUGAACUUGGGUCAGGUGAGCGAGCGCAACCGCAUGUAUUCGCAAGGCGUGGUAGCAUUGUUUUUCGCCCUCGCAAGGCGAGCUUUGCUCGAUUGCAUUUGCGCUCGCCACUGUGUGCUGUGUGUUGCUCCCAUUUCACUCGCCCUCAGUCCGUCCGAGUUGCGACGUGGCGGUCGUUCGUGCAGCUCAGUUGUCGCCUUUGGUUGGACCCUGGUUGAGGCAACCAGAGUGGAAUGAUGAUUAAAAGCAAGAGGUAAUCAUAAGCUCGUCGAUGCGCAUUUUGUCGCUUUGAAGUGGCUCGCUUCCUAUACUCCCUUGGAGAAGAAGUAUGAGCCGC
Molecule: messenger RNA, 887 nt
Organism: Dermacentor albipictus
Lineage: Eukaryota; Metazoa; Arthropoda; Arachnida; Ixodida; Ixodidae
Product: histone H4-like
Biological process (GO): nucleosome assembly
Cellular component (GO): nucleosome
Molecular function (GO): protein heterodimerization activity; structural constituent of chromatin; DNA binding
Source: RefSeq, a predicted model, not a curated record